This is a messenger RNA of Symphalangus syndactylus (siamang), 3728 nucleotides long. It is a transcript of the gene EIF4E2, whose product is annotated as eukaryotic translation initiation factor 4E family member 2. The record is from RefSeq and is a predicted model, not a curated record. Gene Ontology annotation, biological process: translational initiation. Lineage: Eukaryota; Metazoa; Chordata; Mammalia; Primates; Hylobatidae. Gene Ontology annotation, molecular function: RNA 7-methylguanosine cap binding; translation initiation factor activity. Gene Ontology annotation, cellular component: eukaryotic translation initiation factor 4F complex; cytoplasm.
CUGGGGCGGCGCAAACCCUGCGGCACCGGCUUCCCUGCCGGGAUCCGGCUGCGGCCGGACCUGGCCUGGGCUGGCGGGGAGGAGGGGGCUGGGGAGCAAUGGAUACCGGGGUCCCAGAGACCCCAGGGCCGCCCGAACAGAGGGCGAAGAGCUGGGCCCGGGGGAGGGGUGGCUGUGCCACCCCGUAGGGGGAGAUUUUCGGACGCCCCGCCCUGGUGGAUGCGGAUUGCUUGCGACGUGGAGGGGUGGGGACCUCGGCGGUUUGGGUGUUUCCGCAGUCUGGCCGCCCUGCCUCUGAAUCCAGCUUUCCCCACACACUCCCUCUCCCCUCUGAGCCUCAGUUUUCUCAUCUGCAGAGUGGGGACGGUAACACCCUUUGUCGUAGAGUUUGGAGGAUGCAAUGAGUUUGAAAGAUGAUGACAGUGGGGACCAUGAUCAGAAUGAAGAAAACAGCACACAGAAAGAUGGUGAGAAGGAAAAAACGGAACGAGACAAGAAUCAGACCAGUAGCAAGAGAAAGGCUGUUGUCCCUGGACCGGCAGAGCAUCCCCUGCAGUACAACUACACUUUUUGGUACUCCAGGAGAACCCCCGGCCGUCCCACGAGCUCACAGAGCUAUGAACAGAAUAUCAAACAGAUUGGCACCUUUGCCUCUGUGGAGCAGUUCUGGAGGUUUUAUAGCCACAUGGUACGUCCCGGGGACCUGACAGGCCACAGUGACUUCCAUCUCUUCAAAGAAGGAAUUAAACCCAUGUGGGAGGAUGAUGCAAAUAAAAAUGGUGGCAAGUGGAUUAUUCGGCUGCGGAAGGGCUUGGCCUCCCGUUGCUGGGAGAAUCUCAUUUUGGCCAUGCUGGGGGAACAGUUCAUGGUUGGGGAGGAGAUCUGUGGGGCUGUGGUGUCUGUCCGCUUUCAGGAGGACAUUAUUUCAAUAUGGAAUAAGACUGCCAGUGACCAAGCAACCACAGCCCGAAUCCGGGACACACUUCGGCGAGUGCUUAACCUACCUCCCAACACCAUUAUGGAAUACAAAACUCACACCGACAGCAUCAAGGACAAUUCAAGCUUUCGAAAUACAAAAAUCACAUUGUGAGAGUACACAAGCUGGCAAUAAUCCUUUUCUGUAUGUGUGUGUUUGUCCGAAAUGGAUGGGAGGCCUCCAGCCAGUCCUUCCAUUGCUCACUGAAGGGACGUCCCUGAGCCAUGCGCUCCCCUUUUGCACUCAUUCCUGGAGGACGGAUUCCGCUAGACACCCUCCAGCAUCGCUGACUUUAUAAAGCGGAAAAAUGGAAAACGUGACUUUGUAAUAGACAAACAUUGUUUUUUAAUGGGGUUCCGUGGGGGGCAUUCAGCCUUUCUGUUUGCUGUGUGCUGUCCAGAUGCCUCUUGGGCAUCCUGUUGUUCUCUUCCUGUGCUGUACGAAGGGUACCGUGGCCACGUGUACAUGCCAGAGCUGUUGAUGAGAGUUACCAGUAUUAUGAAUGUCUGUGCAUCCAGGAAAAGCGUGCUGUUGGAGAGUCCCAGAAUAGCUGUAAAUGCUCUCUUCUAGCUCUGCCAUUAAAUUAUUGGGACAUUUUGUUUCUUUCUCUCCCCUCCUCCAAGCCCACCACUUUCUGAAGCUGUGUUACUGAUGUGAUGACUGUCCAGGAUUUUGUAUCAUCCCCUGCCUUAUGCCCUCCAGUCUCCUCUCCUGUGGGACUCUCUCCUUCUUAGGCACAGCUGCACUUAGAAUUGUAAUCCAGUGGCUCUUACUGGUUUUGCUGAGGCAGCUUAGAGGGAAUGCCUUAGUAAACUGAACUGGAGCAGAAUCUAGUUUGAUUAGAAGCUAGAUUAUAAUCUAGGUUCCAAGUACAGAAUUUGGAGCUGAGGACAGUGACUGAAAUCAUUUUCCCAUAUGAGCAGACCCUGUGUGUCAGGCCUGUUUCCCAUGUGAGCAGAGCCUGUGUGUCAGGCCAGGCCUGUUUCCCAUAUGAGCAGAGCCUGUGUGCAAGCCUGUUUCUGGCAUGUCCCUCAUUGAGGAAGGGAAGCAAAGCUGGUUAUUGUCAGGCCUAUUAACACUUAAUAUGCAAAUUCUAUCAUCCUGAAACUGGGGCAUCUGAGGAAAAGGUGACCUUGCUGGAUGGCUUUAUUUGCAUGGCUCUGCCUGUCUGCAGUGGUUGAGUCCUCAUCACCUGGUAUGUGUAUGAGCAAAUGUGUGCUGAUCGUGAUGCCCAGGCAGAAACCUCUUGAAGACUACUGCAGGCGUGCUUUAAAAAUGACCAGUCACUCAUCAGAGAAGCUGGGUGAUCUGACUCCAGAAGGACUGAAGUCAGAGAGGUCAAAAGAGCACCUAGGAUUCAAAUAAAUUGAGUCAGAGUCCUAUAGCAACCUCCAAGGAGCACUGUCUUACUUGGCUCUUGUGAGCAAAGACUGCAGUACCUUAAAUUAAGGCCUCUCUUUAAAACAUAUCCUUGAAGACUAGGGGAUCCUUGGCCACCUGGUCUCAGAGAAAUCAUAUGAGAGUAACAGGCAUUUUCUUACUGUGUUUAUAUUACACUCUUCCUACUUUUCCAUUCCUGAACACCCUCUAAUUACCACUGUUUUGGGGAUGCUUUUUUCCUGAAAGAACGGGGAGUACAGGGGCCAAAAGGGAGGUGCUUCCAUUACAGGUCAAGUUAGAUCAGAUAAGAAGAUCUAGCAGUGAUUUAAACUCCAGGAAUAUGAAGAGUGCAUUCUGAUGUCCAGACAGUUGUGAAGGGCUUGGCAAAUAUAAGAGUACCAUUGGCUACAUGGAGAGCAAAGGCUGUCUUUGAAGACCCCAGGGAGGUCUUCACUUUUGCCUAAAUUCAGAUUUGCCAUGAAAAUUCCAAAGAGAGCAGAUAUUUGGAUUUGCCCUCCUUUGGGCAUCUACCUGACUGUUGUGUGUGUGGGAAAGUCAGUGUGUGUGUGUACAGUGUGCUUUGGAGUGAGUGAGUGGUCAGGCCUACUGGUUAGGUAUGUUGUCCAUAGUUUUUGUUGUUGUUGUUGUUGUUCAGAGUUUUGAAUCUUAUGUUUUCUAGAGCUGCUCAUGUUUUCCCUUCCUCUUUGUCGCUGUAGUAUUUGACAGUUGUCUUUUCCAUCAAAAACAUACUGGCCCUAGGCUGGUUAGAGCAAGGGGUUAUGCCUGUUAGGCAGCAUCUUACGCCCAGUGUUCUCCCAGAUACUCUGCCUAACAGGUUUAAGUGGGAGAUUAAAUAGUCAGUUUAUCUAAACCCUCUAUUUUUCCAAACUAGCUUGAGAGGUCUUUUCAUCUAUUUUUACUCCAGGGGCCUCUGAUAUGCUGAGAUGUGACACAGUUAUGAUUAUGGUAUCACCUGGUAUAGAGACAAAGGGAUAAAGGUCUACCAGGGCCAAUGUAACCAGAAUGUGAGGAGAGUGGAGAGUCGGUCUCCACUUUGCACAGUUGGGGCUGUUCUCCUCUAACCCCUUUGCUGGGUUUUCUGUUUGAAAUUGGCCCCUACUCCUCUCCAGUGUCUGCUUUUUGAAUCCUUCUGUUCGUGUGCGUGUGUGUGUGUGUGUGUGUGUUCCCUGUGAUACUGGCAGUGGCAAUAAUUUUCCACCCAGAGAGAAGCUUGUGGUCCACAAUGCUCGAAGAAUGAAUUUCCAAGUAUUUGCCAGUGGAAACGGAGCAGAGGCUAUGACAAGAGUGAUUUAGUGUUGCACUUUCAGAGCAAUUAUCUACUGCAGUAAUAAAUGGAAAAUAUCAGCAAGAA